Molecule: messenger RNA, 1917 nt
Organism: Adineta steineri
Lineage: Eukaryota; Metazoa; Rotifera; Eurotatoria; Adinetida; Adinetidae
Source: the annotation of a GenBank genome assembly
AUGUCUCUACUUGAUCAGAACUGGGGUGGUAUUGGUGGUGCUGAUGAUGAAGCACAAGAUGACAAUCAACAGGGCAGACAAAUUGUAACAACUCGUGAUGGUACAUUAAUGUUAAUUGAAUGUACACCAGAAAUGUUUGAAUCUUUAUCUAAUACAAUGGAAUCCGAUUCAUCAAUUGAUGAUAACAAUGAAUUAGAAACUGGUUUUCAAUUAGUUAUGCGUGCUUGUCAAAGUUUUUAUCAAUCCAAAAUUAUUUCAAAUGAUAAAGAUCUCAGUGGUAUUAUUCUUUAUGGAACAGAAAAAAAUAAAAAUACAUUUGAUUUUAAUCAUAUUUACAUUCUUCAUGAAUUAGCACAACCAUCAGCUGAACGUAUUAUCCAAUUAGAAGCUUUAUCAAAUAAAAAUACUUAUAAAAAAACAUAUAAUGAUCUCUUUGGUUCAACACAAUCGAAAAAUUAUUCAUUAAAUGAAGCAUUAUGGACAUGUUCAAAUUUAUUUGCUAAUUCUCCUCAACGCUUAACAAUAAAACGAGUAUUUAUAUUUACAUGUAAUGAUCAACCACAUGCAUCAAAUUUAACCUUAGAACGACAAGCUAAACAACGUGCUAAAGAUUUAAAUGAUGUUGGAAUUGAAGUUGAAGUAUUUCCAAUUUUAACUGAAUCAAUAACAAAAUUUGAUUAUAAAAAAUUUUUUCAAGAUGUUCUUAUGUUAAGUGAUGAUGAACUCGAACUACGAAAUAAUCAAGCACCAACUGGUAGAUUAAAUGAGCUAUUAAAACUUGUUUAUUCAAAAGAACAUAAAAAACGUGCUUAUUGUACUGUACCAUUUUCAUUGGGAGAAACUUCUGAUGGAACACCAUUACAAUUUUCCGUUUCAGUUUUUAAUAUGGUCCGUCCAUGUCCAAAACCAACAAAAAUUAAAUUAGAUAUGAAAACAAAUAUGGAAACAAAAAUUGUUACAAAACAUUAUCUACCUGAAACAGCUGAAAUUCUUAUGCCAUCUGAUAUACAAUAUGGUAUUGAUGUAUCUAAUCGUCGUGUUUUAUUUGAUGCUGAUGAAAUAAAAGCAAUAAAAAAAUUUAGUGAUCCCGGUUUUCAAAUACUUGGCUUUAAAAAUAUUUCAUGUUUAUUACCACAUCAUUAUGUUAAACCCGGUCAUUUUAUUUAUCCCGAUGAAAAAUAUGUGGAAGGAAGUUCAUGUUUAUUUAAUGCACUAUUAAAAAAAUGUUUAGAAAAACAAAUGUUUAUUCUAUGUCAAUUUACUGCAAGACGAAAUACACCACCACGUCUUGUUGCACUUAUUCCACAAGCUGAAGAAAUAAAUAAAAAAGAUCCCAGUGAUCGUAUAGCAUCAAAUGGUUUUCAUGUACAUUAUUUACCAUAUGCUGAUGAUAUACGAACUUUACCAAAGAAUGAUAUACCACGUAUAACCGAUGAUAAAGUUGAUGUUUUUAAAAAUGUAAUUCGUGGUUUAAAAUUUAAAUAUCGUCCUGAUAGAUUUGAAAAUCCUGCUCUACAAACAUUAUGGAGAAAUAUUGAAGCAACAGCAUUAAAUAAAGAUAAACCAGAAGAAUUCGACGAUUUAACUAUUCCAAAUGUAGAAAAUCAAAAUAAAAAAGUUGAUAAAUAUACUACAGAAAUUAAACAAAUGUUUUUCCCACCGGAUUAUGUUAUGGGUGUGACAAAACGAACACCAACUAAACGAAAGGCUGAAACAGCUGCCACAUCAACCAGUGAAAAAAAGAGAAAACCGGAUGAUGAUGUUAAUGUUGAAGCUGCUGCACGCAAUAAUUCAUUAAAUAAAUUAACCGUACCGAUAUUAAAAGAUUAUUGUAAAGAAAAGAAUUUAAAAGCAACUGGAACAAAAAAACAAGAUUUAAUUGAUGCUAUAGAAAAGCAUCUUAGUAUUACUACAUAG